AUGUCAGACGUUGAGACACCGGAGCAGUCUGCUUCGACUCCAACGCCUCAGCUGACGCCCAAGGCCAAAGGCAGAGGCAGAGGUCGAGGCAGAAAGGCCGUCGCUCCCAAGAAGGAGCCCCCAAAGCCUGCACCUAUCACCGGAACAGGUCGACGCGGCCGUUUCAAGCAGUUCGCCGAUGACAAAGUCCAGGCAAACUAUGAACGCCAACGGGAGCUCAAAGCUUCUUACGCUGCUCUUGCCAAUGUCGUGAAGCCCGCGCUUCAGGACUUGGCCUCCCGCGCCGUCAAAAAACUCAACAAGGAUGAGACCUACCACAUGUUGGUGCCCGAGUACGCGAUGAUCAAGGAACACGCCGAUAUGCGCCUUGACAGACGACUGGCCUUUUCAGAGAACAAAUUGGCGAUUGCUGCCAAGAUGACGUUCAAGGCCAAGCACAUCCAGCUGGGUGCCGUUCGCGACAUUUACAAGAACGGACUUGAAGACCUCGAGGAUGGUUUUUUGGACGCACAACUCCAUCGCCUCGACAUUCUCGAAUACCUCCACGAUCACGGCCUGCCCGUAGACCUUGUCGACGGCGGCUGGAACUACAAGCGAAUUACCGACAAGGAAGCCGAAGAGUUCGGAAUCUAUGAAGUCUACGUGGAUGGCAAACUUGUCCCCUACCCUCAAAUCGUCGAGGGGACCGAAGCCCACGCCCUUAGACAAGCUGCUUGGGCGGAACCUCAGCCCGCCAAGGACAGCCUUGCACCACCCACCUCAGCUGCUACUACUGUGCCGCGGGCGAAGCGCAGAGCAAAGGACCAACCCGAGGGCCAACCCACUUCCAAAAGGUCUGCCGGCGAUGUUGCACCUGUCCGUCACAUCGCGGGCAUCAUGUCGGCUCAGCAAGCUCCCAUUGAGGAUGAGUCAAAUGAGAGCACGCCGGUUCCUGAGGGCCCGGUGACCGCUGACCAGCGAGAGCCGGCCUUGCCGGCAAAGGCGUCCGAACCAGAUGAGUACGGGUGCCGACAGGUCAACCGCCCUACUGCCAAGAAUGGUGCUAGUAUCGCCAACCGCCUCAUUGUUCCGCCGUCAUUCCAAUUCGACGAUGACGAGAUUGGCUACCGCGAUUCGACAAACUCUGCUAGGCAUGGAGCCACUCUCGCAAAACGGGGCAAGUAUCUCGGCAAGCCCAACUCGAACACAUGGCACUACGACCCUCUGCUUGCUCGUUGGGACGCUCGGGAGAUUGACGAGGACGACUACGACAAGGAGCUUGUGGAGAGGUUCGCUGUUCACCCGCGUUACGGCUACUUCCUUCCUACGAGCAAGAACGAAGCCGAACCUUCAAAGCCGGAAGCAAACCCGAUGCACCCGACUGUGUUCCUAACGCCUUCUGGCAAGAUCAUUCACGCCUCUCGUGUUGUUCCAGCAGCAAAGGUCGAGAUUGCCUUGGCCGAUAAGCCUCACCAGGACAGAAUGGCGACGGUUCUCUCUUCGAUCUGUGACAAGGACGACAUAUCGCUGGACGACAUUGAGGGUCCGGAGCUCAAGGCGUUGAAGGACAUUCAGGCCGAGUAUGCUGAGCAGAGACUUCUUGCGGAGUCGAUCAAGGAUUCGGAGCCUGGAAGUGUUGAAGACACGCCUGCCACUUCGCCCCUUCCAACCAACGAUUCCGCUCUGAACAUCGCGGGCAUGGAGGAACUGCUCAUGGCCGCCGAAGCUGUUGAAUCCGAAGCCGAGGCGGUCAAGCCUAUCGAGGAAAAGCCAGUGUCCCUACCCACCCCGACCCCCGUUAGACCUGCCACACGCGCGUACGACGCAAUUCGAGACAUCUUUGGUGCUACUGAUUCGCCCGCCCCCGAGCCCCCUGCUCCUGUCGUUGCACCCGAGCCUCUCGACACUACUGCGCUCGCGAUCCUCGCCAACGCGUCUACUUCCGUCUAUGCCGCUCAGCCUAUCGACGUCAUCAUGGCUGAUGCGUCUGCUGGUCAGUCCAUUCCAGUCGAUGGACCUCCACACAGCCACGUUGAGUCCAGCUACUCUAUCCAACCUAUGCCGGUCGAGCCUCGUAUGCCAGUCGCAUCUCCCAACGAAGGUACCAAUUGGGUCGAAACCCGUAUAGCUUCGCCGGGAGGCGACAGCCGGGUCCAUCCAUCCAUCGAGACUGGUUCGAUGAGGGAUCCGCACCCAAACCAACUACCCCCCGCUCGCCCUGUUGAAAUGUCGCAAAUGCGAUCUUCUAUCGAUGCCUCAAAUGACACGCGUCGACACUCCAUGUACCACGAGCACAAUGGUCCAUCGGCCUACAACGAGCAGCACUUGCCCCCUCCUCACCCACAACAACACUACCUUUCAGCGGAUCCCAUGAUUGACCCGCGCCUCUACUCUGCACCGAUGGAGGCGCAGGCUGGGCACCAUGAGUACCAUCAACAGACAUACAACCCGACCCAACAGACAUACCAAUUGCCAGGCCUUCCCAUGCAAGGGGGCUCGAUGGCCCAAGCCCCUUCACAACUUCAGCAACCCGGCUCUACAUCCCGGAUGCCAUUUACGAACCCCCCUCAGGACAGAAGCUCGCCACUCCCCCCGUUACGACCAUCACGUGGCCGUAAGAGCGCCCCUGCUGCACCAGAGCAGCCCAUGGCUGUCGAGCACCAGCAAGUGCAGCAACAACCUCCGCCACCGUUCAUGACCAGCAACAGUGGCUCCUUCUACCCCCCGGGCCCGCCGAGGCCUUAUCACAACGGCUACUCCCAGGAGCAGCCUGGCAUGCCGCUCAUGAUGGGGCAGUAUCCGCCUUACCCCGGCUCGCAGCCUCCGCCGCCGCCUUCGCAGCAGCAGCAACAACAGCAGCAGUCGUAUGGCCACCCGGGCAUGUCACCCACUUACUCCUCCAUUGCGCCCGUACAAAGCCCGCCCACCCUCCAGUUUGUUCAGCAGCAGCCCAACGAACCAUCGAGAAGCCGGGCUGGAAGUGGCUCGUCCACACCGAGCGGCCCGGGAAACAGCAAAUACCCCAAGCUGGCCCCCGCUCCCCUGCCUGCUCACAGAGUCGGCUGGCCUCAGGGCCCCGAGCUGAGAACCGUCCAGUAUGACUAUAAAGAGAACAUCAAGGACUACUCGCCUACUGAGCCCCCUCCGCGUCGUGGCCCCGUCCAGAUCCGAGGCUGGAACAUCAACAAUAAUAGAAUUCAGCGCCAGAAGACGGAGGAGAACGGCGACGAGCGCCGCGGUUCUCGCUAG
Molecule: messenger RNA, 3228 nt
Organism: Colletotrichum higginsianum IMI 349063
Lineage: Eukaryota; Fungi; Ascomycota; Sordariomycetes; Glomerellales; Glomerellaceae
Exons: 3
Coding region: 1-3228 (1075 amino acids)
Source: RefSeq, a predicted model, not a curated record